AAAAAAAAAUCCGGCCCAUGAACGAAGACUCAUAGCGAGCGGUUCUCUGCGCAUAUCCAACAGCGGCUUCUUUGUCUUUUCCGUAUCCCGAUUCUACUCUCGCUCAAUCCGUUGGGUUUACGCAUCAACUUUCACCUCAUCUUUAGUAAGAUCCUUCCGCACAGCCGCGGUGCUGCGGCCCAUCAGCAGCCAUUUUGGGUGUCCCGGAGCCGAGGAAAUAGCAGCAGCACCGGGCGGUUAGCAAGAAGGAGAGGACCCAUGGAUAGUACUAUGACUCCUGGAUUAGAACACACGGGUUCCACACUCCGAUGGUUCCACGCUGCACUCCACUCCUCUUCCGCUCAACCUGUUUGAAUUGCUGAGUUGGUAUUGUAUGUCCCUCCCCUGUCAAGUUCCCAUUCACCUGAAUAGAAAGCCUCUUGGGGAGGGGCAUUCCCUUUCUAUGAGUUUGAUUUAAACAGGAGAAGGGUGAAGGGGAGAGUGUUGUGUAACUUAGGACCGAUGGACUUGUUGGAGACACUGUCAGACCUGGCACAUGAAAAAUGGAAGAGGAUGCCGGCCCCUAUCAGACUGCGGGAGCUGAUCCGCACCAUCCGGACAGCACGCACACAAGCUGAGGAGCGGGAGAUGAUCCAAAAGGAAUGUGCUGCCAUUCGCUCAUCAUUCCGUGAAGAAGACAAUACAUAUCGCUGCCGCAAUGUGGCCAAACUGCUAUAUAUGCACAUGCUGGGAUAUCCUGCUCACUUUGGGCAGCUGGAGUGCUUGAAACUCAUAGCUUCUCAGAAAUUCACGGACAAGAGGAUUGGUUACCUUGGUGCAAUGCUUCUUCUGGAUGAAAGACAAGAUGUCCACUUGCUGAUGACCAAUUGCAUUAAGAAUGACCUAAACCACAGCACUCAGUAUGUGCAGGGUCUGGCACUGUGCACUUUAGGCUGCAUGGGAUCCUCAGAGAUGUGCAGAGACUUGGCAGGGGAGGUAGAAAAACUUCUAAAAACAUCCAACUCCUACCUGCGCAAAAAGGCUGCAUUAUGUGCUGUUCAUGUAAUCCGAAAGGUCCCAGAGCUUAUGGAAAUGUUUUUACCUGCUACAAAAAACCUGCUAAACGAGAAAAACCAUGGAGUGCUGCAUACCUCCGUGGUGCUCCUAACAGAGAUGUGUGAAAGAAGCCCCGACAUGUUGACACACUUUAGGAAGCUUGUUCCUCAGCUAGUUCGUAUUCUUAAGAAUCUUAUAAUGUCCGGGUAUUCUCCUGAGCAUGACGUGUCUGGCAUCAGUGACCCUUUCUUACAAGUCCGGAUACUGCGACUUCUCAGGAUUCUUGGUCGAAAUGAUGAUGACUCAAGUGAAGCAAUGAAUGACAUCUUGGCGCAGGUUGCAACAAACACAGAGACAAGCAAAAAUGUUGGCAACGCUAUUCUGUAUGAAACAGUCUUAACAAUCAUGGACAUAAAAUCAGAAAGUGGCCUACGGGUUUUAGCUAUUAAUAUUUUGGGACGGUUCUUAUUGAAUAAUGACAAGAAUAUUCGCUAUGUUGCUUUGACAUCUUUACUUAAAACUGUGCAGACGGACCACAAUGCAGUACAGAGACACCGCAGCACCAUUGUUGACUGUCUGAAGGAUUUGGAUGUCUCUAUUAAAAGACGAGCCAUGGAAUUGAGCUUUGCAUUAGUGAACGGCAACAACAUUCGGGGUAUGAUGAAGGAGCUGCUUUAUUUCCUUGACUCCUGUGAACCAGAAUUUAAAGCAGAUUGUGCAUCUGGCAUCUUCUUAGCAGCAGAGAAAUAUGCUCCUUCAAAGCGGUGGCACAUAGACACUAUUAUGAGAGUCCUCACUACUGCUGGAAGCUAUGUGCGGGAUGAUGCAGUUCCUAAUUUAAUUCAGCUGAUCACGAAUAGUAAUGAAAUGCAUGAAUACACUGUACAGAAACUCUAUAAAGCUGUUCUGGAUGACAUCUCUCAGCAACCUCUGGUCCAGGUGGCAUCCUGGUGUAUAGGAGAGUAUGGAGAUUUGCUAGUAUCGGGUCAAUGUGAAGAAGAGGAACCUAUUCAGGUCACAGAAGACGAGGUUCUGGACAUUCUAGAGAGUAUCCUGAUUUCUAACAUGUCGACCUCUGUUACACGAGGCUUUGCUCUGACUGCCAUUAUGAAAAACUCAACUAGGUUCAAUAACACUGUCAACCGCAUAAAGAAAGUAGUUUCUAUCUAUGGAAGCAGCAUUGAUGUUGAGCUUCAGCAAAGAGCUGUAGAAUAUAAUGCUUUAUUCAAGAAAUACGACCACAUGAGGCCUGCACUUCUGGAGAGGAUGCCUAUAAUGGAGAAGAGUAUGACUAAUGGGCCUUCUGACAUAGCCCAAACUAAUGGAGAAGCAGAACCUGGAAUCAUAGAUACUAAACCAGUUCCCUCAACUCAACCACCAGCCAGUCAGGGCAACGAUUUAUUAGAUCUUUUAGGAGGAAAUGAUAUUCAGCUGGUAAUACCUACUGCACCACCUCCGAAACAAUCCUCUGUUGGAGGAGAACUUCUAGAUUUAUUGGGGGAUCUAAAUCUUGGAGCUCCUCCAGCACCGCUUCCUCAGAUGCCUGCACCCCAGCUCUUGAUAGAUGGACUGUCUGUGCAACCUCUCUUCAAUGAAUUAUCAGGUAUUCCACCCAUCACUGCUUACAACAAGAACGGUCUGAAAAUAGACUUCAGCUUUGAACGAUCCAGCACCAAUGCCAGUGUGACUGUGAUUACAACUCAAGCAUACAACAGCACAGACAGCGAGAUGACAGACUAUGUGUUCCAGGCAGCAGUACCAAAGACGUUCCAGCUUCAGCUCCUGUCCCCAAGCAGUAAUGUCCUUCCACCCUUUAAUGCUGGUAGUGUCACGCAGGUCAUUAAGGUCCUGAACCCCCAAAAGCAACAGCUGCGCAUGCGGAUCAAGCUGACGUAUAAUCAUAAGGGCUCGGCUAUGCAGGACCUUGCUGAAGUGAGCAACUUUCCUCCUCAGUCCUGGCAAUAAAAUGGCGCGGAGUCUACUCACCCCCCCACCCAAGAUGAAGGAACUCUGGGCUGGAGCCUCUGCCCUUGGAUUGCCAACAAUUGCACUUUGGGCCUUGGGGUAGCUGAAAUGGUUGAGGGACAUUCUGCAACCGAGUGAAGCAAUGAACGUAAGGCAAGGACACUGCUGCCUCUUUUUCUCAACACAAGAGGGAGUAGCCUGGCCUCCUUCAACCCUCACCUUUCCUACUGGGAAUUAGAGAUGAUUUUCCCAGGCUGGAUCUCAUGGGAUUAUUUUUUGUGUUCUUCUCCUUUUCCCUUUUCUCCUUUUGUACAUUCCUGCAGAUAUGUUUCCACUCACACCCUCAACAACUGCCCUCCAGGCUUUUUUCUUUAUUCUCUCUGUCUUUCUGAAUGGAGGGACGCUCUUGUUUUUAGAAUACUAUUAAAUUGUAAAAUCCUGGUUUUAGGGAUGAAUUGCUGCUCCCUUCAUUUGCUAGCACCUUCUGGAUAAUUAAUUCCCCCAAAAUAUGCUAGUUCUGCAGCCUCGAUCUAAAGUGAGCUCCCAAAUCUGCCACUUGGCACCUGAUAGUAACUUCUGUGUAAAUUACUACUGUUAAGAAUCUUCUGCGAUGAGCUAUGUCCAGGUUACAGUGCCUCACACUGGUUGUAUUGGUUAUAGGGCAGGGAAAUAGUGGAUACUACAGCGAGGGACUGCUCUAGAUGAGCUUGUCCUGGAUUUCUUGUUCUGCUGGAUGGUAUGUAGAUGUGACAUAUGUGGUACUGAAACCAUGACUUUCAGUAUGUAGAGUGCACAGAUGUAAAGGAGCUGACAAUACAGUAUCUGAAUUAUUUUGUUAGAUGCAGCUGCUAAUUUCUUAACCAUUUGUAGAUUUGCUGUGCCUGCUAAGGAGAUGGUAAAGUGGGGUCACCUCCCAAAUGAAAUUAUUUUGUUAAUAACGAGGGAAGUGAUGCCAGCUCUGCCCCUCUUGGGAAAGUCUGGGAUGAUCUCCUCUUCUGCUACAAUGAAUUUGAAGACUGCAGGCUUGUAGAUGGACAUUGUAACUGUUUCACACAUUCAUAAGAAAGUAACAUGAGCUUUGAUCAGUAACAUCAAAAUGCAAAAAAAAGGCAAGCUGCUCCACUUAGCUUCCCCCUUUGCCCUCAGUCCUGGUGUGGGCUUAGCAGGCAGUCUUCUAAUACUUGUGCAGAUAUUUUAUUUGCCACAUGUUGGUACUCUGUGUUUUUAUUUUUUGAGGAUUUUCUUUCACAGCCACCUGGCUUCCCCUUGUAAAGUCAUUAAAAAUGUUUUCCCGUUCCAGUAAGUUACAACUUUCUUAUGACCCUUCUCCCCCCCGUGGCCUCAUUGAAAGGAACAUUCAAAUUCCGUAUGAGUGGGGUGGAUAAUGAACUUCUACUUACCGCAGACUUAUUUUUGAGAUGUAAAAGCAAACUUGUAAAAAAAUAAAUAAAAAAAUAAGUCAUUGGGGAGCAUUAAGGGUGUAAACAUUUUCAUGGGUUACUAGACUGCUGUGUAUUAUCGUCUUUUGGUUGAAACAAAUUAUGAAAAGUGACUAAUAAAGAGUAAAAAUAAAGUG
Messenger RNA from Hyla sarda, 4576 nucleotides. RefSeq names its product adaptor related protein complex 1 subunit gamma 1 (gene AP1G1). Gene Ontology annotation, molecular function: clathrin-cargo adaptor activity. Gene Ontology annotation, biological process: Golgi to vacuole transport; receptor-mediated endocytosis; intracellular protein transport. NCBI's taxonomy places the organism in Eukaryota, Metazoa, Chordata, Amphibia, Anura, Hylidae. Bases 502 to 3000 code for a protein of 832 amino acids. The transcript has 25 exons. Gene Ontology annotation, cellular component: Golgi apparatus; AP-1 adaptor complex; membrane coat. The record is from RefSeq and is a predicted model, not a curated record.